This is a messenger RNA of Polistes dominula (European paper wasp), 909 nucleotides long. RefSeq names its product sideroflexin-2. NCBI's taxonomy places the organism in Eukaryota, Metazoa, Arthropoda, Insecta, Hymenoptera, Vespidae. Gene Ontology annotation, cellular component: mitochondrial inner membrane. Gene Ontology annotation, biological process: monoatomic ion transport; serine import into mitochondrion. Gene Ontology annotation, molecular function: monoatomic ion transmembrane transporter activity. The record is from RefSeq and is a predicted model, not a curated record.
AUGGAUGAAACGCGUACGAUAUCGCAAAUUGUAAAAAGCAAAAAUAAGUUGAUGGAAGUGUCAAAUAAGGAUAUAAAUUUAAAAGAAUGCAAUUUAGAAGAACGAAUAAACAUUGACGAGUCAUUAUGGGAUCAAAAUACUUAUAUUGGAAGAUGGAAACAAAUGGCUUUCAUUAGCGAUUUCCGAACUAUUUUUGUACCGAAACAAAAAUUAUUUCAAGCUAAACAACUUUGUCACGAUUAUGCAUCUACAGCUGCUCUCUUAAGCUUGCAAAUAAUUAAUCAGGCAUUUACUACUAUCGUUAACUAUACAAACAGAAAUAUAAAAGAUAAAGAGAUAAACGAAUCUGAAAAUGAUACCAUAGUAGAAGAAGCCUUUUUGUGCAGCAGUGCUGCUAGCUGCAUGACGGUUCUUGGAUUGAAGAAAAUGUUUGUCUGCAAAGGACCAAUAUUCACGCGACUGAUUCCAUUGGGAGGAUUAACGAUUGGAAAUUUGGUUAAUUUUGCUGUUAUACGACGAAAAGAAAUUAGCAAAGGAAUUCCUAUAUGGGUUGUUCAUGAAGAUCAUUUAAUGAAUUCAAAAGUUGCUGCAAUUAAAGCAGCCUCUGAAUGCUUUUUUACUAGAACGUUAACUGUAACUCCAACAAUGAUUAUGAUUCCAAUUGCAGCAGAAUAUAUAAAAGCAACGUGUUUAUAUUAUCGUCGUCCAUGGAUCUUAUUUCCGAUCAAGCUGAGCUUAUGUCUUGUUUCAUUGUUAGUGAUGAUUCCCUCGGCACUGGCAUUAUUUCCACUGUGCAAUUCUAUGAGGCCAGAUUUAAUGAAGAUAUAUCCAUUAGAGUAUAAUGAAUUUAAAGAAAAAAUUGAAAAGGAAGAGUUGCCGGAUAGAGUUUACUAUAAAAAAGGAUUGUAA